This is a messenger RNA of Aspergillus nidulans FGSC A4, 1041 nucleotides long. Its product is annotated as GNAT family N-acetyltransferase. Bases 45 to 941 code for a protein of 298 amino acids. NCBI's taxonomy places the organism in Eukaryota, Fungi, Ascomycota, Eurotiomycetes, Eurotiales, Aspergillaceae. The record is from RefSeq and is a predicted model, not a curated record. Gene Ontology annotation, molecular function: acetyltransferase activity; acyltransferase activity, transferring groups other than amino-acyl groups; transferase activity. The transcript has a single exon.
CACGGCCAAAGUCCGAUCUUACCGAGAAUCUUGACAUUCCCACUAUGCCACACCCCACGUCACAGGGGAGGGCAGUCACCCCAGCAGAAGCACGCCUUAUUGAACGCGCCGAAACAGCCUUCAUAACCGCUCAGAUUGAUGCUGGCCGGCAAGUUUACCCAGAAGAUGGCUUUCAAGCUGAAUCUAUUGGUGGCGGCGUCGCUGCAGUAACAAAAGCAUCAUUUGGCCGGAAACUGAACCAUGUUGCCGGAAUUGGGAUGGAGCGCCCUGUCACAGAUAAGGAUAUUGAGGAUAUUGAACGGCUUUUUAAGGCCAUUGGUGUUCAGCCAGAAAUCAAUCUCUGUCCCUUUGCCCAUAACAGCGCAAUGGAGGCGUUAAAGAAGAGGGGGUAUAUGAUCUGUGCGGAAAUGAAUGUUUAUGCUCUGUCCUUGCAGGAUUAUGAGGCUGAGGAUGGAUCACAUCAUAAAGAUGGGGAGUGCAAACAGACGAAAGGCAACGAUAUCGACAUCACACCAGUCUCAAAAGAAGAUUACGCCCUCUUCAUCCGGUCUUCCACCACAGGUUUCGCCUCCACAGGGUCUCCCAGCCCUGACCUCUUCCGCGCACUCGCAACAAUUGCGACCCUCCGCCCUGACACGCGUCUUUACGUUGCUAAGAUCGAUGGAAAAAUCGCCGGGACAGCAGGACUAGCACUCAUCACCACAUCUCUUGGCAAAGUUGCGGAGCUGUAUAUCGACAGCACGCUUCCAGAGUUCAGGGGGAGGGGCGUUCAAGUGGCAUUAUUGAAAGCUAGACUUGCUGAGGCGAAGAGAGAUGGGUACGAUAUUGCUGCUGUGACAACGUGGCCUGGUGGUGUGAGUGCGAGGAAUAUGGAAAGGGUAGGGUUUAAGCUGGCGUAUAGGAAGGAUGUUUACACUCCUGGUUCUCCUGGUUGUGGUUAGGCCAUAUAAUAUAUUCGCUCGUAUAUUAUAGAUUAUAGAUCGUAAAUUCCAUGUAUCCUGACAUACCGCAUAGAGUGUGUAUUUGCUUAUUUCUCAAAGU